Molecule: messenger RNA, 1588 nt
Organism: Physcomitrium patens
Lineage: Eukaryota; Viridiplantae; Streptophyta; Bryopsida; Funariales; Funariaceae
Product: ATP synthase subunit delta, chloroplastic
Biological process (GO): proton motive force-driven ATP synthesis
Cellular component (GO): membrane
Molecular function (GO): proton-transporting ATP synthase activity, rotational mechanism
Source: RefSeq, a predicted model, not a curated record
AUGUGAGGAAGUAGCAGAAACGGAGAGGGAGGGACAGACUUCGGCAUCUGCAUCGCAACAACGUUGUUGCGAAGAGAAAGGAGUGAGGAAAGGAAAGGGAGAAGGAAAGGAGAGGCGGGUGCCAUAUCCUCCACCUUAUCUUCACGGCCACCAUCCAUUGGGAGGAGGAGAGGUGGGGCGGGGCAUUACCCCGGCGCAUCCCUGCCGGCUGCUGCUGCGGCUGCUUUGUGGCUGGAUUGCUUCCUAUUCUUCUCGCCCACAUCCCGACUUCGCACCCACAGUCAGCGUUGCAGGUUUCUCGAGCUCGCGAUUCCCACUCGCUCGACUCCGCUCUCUCUCGACCCCUACUGCGUAUUCGUGUUCUUUGACCGGAGCGUCUGACGGACAUGGAGGCCCUACAGCAAUCCGUGGCGAAUGCCAGAGCGGCCGUGGUGCCCGUCGCGUCCGCAACCGGUGUGCCCACCUCGCAGGUUUCGCAGGUGAAAAUGAGCUUCGUUUCGGGAAGUGGGUCGGCGUUCCGUGGUAAUGCGUUGGUCGCUUCGGUGUCCAAGACCUUGUCGGCGUCUUCUUCCUCUAGCCCCAGCCGGGCCGUCGUGGUGGCAAAGACGGAGACUGCCGCUGGUGGGUACGCUGAGGCUUUGGCGGACCUGUCGCAGGCUACCAACACCUUGGAUACGAUUAACAAGGACAUGGAGGCGUUGGGCGAGCUGAUGACUAACGAGACUCUGUAUGACUUUUUGGUGUCGCCUGUGAUUGAUGGUGACAAGAAGAAGAGCAUUCUCAAGACUGUAGCUGAGGAUGCUAAGUUUAGCGACGUCACCCUCAACUUCCUCAACCUCUUGGUCGAUAAGAAGCGGAUCGACCUCAUCAAGGAAGUCACCAAGGAAUUUGAGGUCAUUUACAACGAGUUGACGGAUACCCAGGUGGCCACUGUUAUCUCGGCUGUGAAGAUUGAGAAGCCGCAGCUCGCCCUCAUCGCCAAGAAGAUCCAGAGUUUGUGUGGUGCGAAGAAUGUGAGGAUUAAGAAUGUCUUGGACCCUACCUUGAUCGCUGGGUUUAUUGUGCAAUACGGUAAGGACGGCUCCCGCUACAUCGACAUGAGCGUCAAGGGGCAACUCGACAAGCUGGCGUCCCAGUUCGCCGCUGCGGAGCAGUCGGCCACUGCAUAAAAUCCAUCGUUAGAGAGAAACCCUUCUCAUUCGGAUUGUAGACUAUGUACAUCAUUUUUACGAUAAUUCAAUGAGCCGGUCUUAAGAUCAAGGUUGCAAAAUUCGUCUCGUAUGAUUGACUUCCUCUGGGAAUUGUCUUCCUUCUCUGUUCAACCUUUACCCCAGUGGACGCAACCCACACUUCUGACCCAAGUGACUGUUGAAUUUCCUUUGCUGUCAACGAAUACAAGUUACUAGAUUCCACUUCUACACAGGGUAGGGUUCACUCACUUGCAUUUUAUUGCCUCUAACAAAAGGCCUCGUGUGUCUCUUCCUAGAGUUUUAGGGGUCCUACUGUCACCAUGAGUUUCCGACCUUUCGGCAGUCACGGAAUGGUUGUGAAUACCUUGCCUCUGCUUCUAUAUUCUUACUCCAAUCUA